This is a messenger RNA of Penicilliopsis zonata CBS 506.65, 438 nucleotides long. RefSeq lists its product as hypothetical. Gene Ontology annotation, molecular function: peptidyl-prolyl cis-trans isomerase activity. Lineage: Eukaryota; Fungi; Ascomycota; Eurotiomycetes; Eurotiales; Aspergillaceae. The coding region runs from base 61 to 438 and encodes 125 amino acids. The transcript is spliced from 6 exons. The record is from RefSeq and is a predicted model, not a curated record.
CUUACCUUUACCUUUAACUUCACCUCAACAAAUAUACUACCUUAUUAGAUAUCAAAUCACAUGGGCCUCAUCGACUUCAUCAAGGAGAUCCUCCGGCCGGGGAAUGGCGUGGAUUAUCCUCAAAAGGGCGACAUGGUGACGGUGCACUACCACGGCUAUUUACACGAUCCGUCGCGUUCCUGGGGAAGAGGACGGCGGUUUGAUAGUAGCAUUAAGCGAGGCAUUCCAUUCACCUUUCAGGUUGGCAUGGGGACGGUAAUCAAGGGAUGGGAGGUUGGCAUUCUGGGGAUGAGUCUGGGAGAAAAGAGUCUUCUUACUUUUGGACCUCACUAUGGAUAUGGAAGCAGGGGCGCUCCGCCGUUCAUCCCUGGGAACGCGAAUCUUGUCUUUGUCGUCGAGCUGCUGGCUAUCAACGGUCGUACUUGGGAGAGUACCUAA